UGACAUGUUCUGGAGACGUGAUGCUAUUGGUUUAUUGUAACGAUGUCUGUCUGAUAGAUUGAUAAACAGUUUAACUGUGAGGGAAUGGGUGUUCAUAUCUGUAACAGGUUUUUAAAAUUGCACAAUGGAUAUCUGCUGCCAAGCGUCGGACUCGGUACGUAUCAGCUUUUGGGAGAGAGUGUAUGUGAAGUUGUGGACAAAGCGAUAUCCCUCGGAUACCGACACAUCGAUACCGCUCAUUCCUACAACAACGAGAGUGAAAUCGGUGAUGUACUUAAAUCUCGUAUCGAGUCGGGAUCAAUAACGAGGACCGAUCUGUUUCUGACCACCAAAGUUCCUGAUAUAUUGCAUGAACCUAGCGAUGUCUUGGAGGGUGUGGAGGAGUCCAGGGCCAAACUGAAAACGAAAUACUUGGACCUGGUGUUGAUUCAUCACCCAUGGACGAUGAGAAAGAACGGACAACGAGACUUAAAGCCCAUGGAUUCGAAGGGAGAAUUACAAUUCGUUAAGUUUAAUUUACAGAAAACGUGGCGGUCAUUGGAAAAUUGUGUUAAGGAUGGUACGGUCAGAUCUAUUGGAUUGUCAAAUUUUACUAUAGGACAGAUACAAAAUAUACUUGACGGUUGUACUAUAAUGCCAGCAAAUCUUCAGCUCGAGUGCCACGCCUAUUUACAGCAGAAAUCAUUGCAUGAAUUUUGCAAAGCAAGGGACAUAACUCUGACUGCCUACAGUCCACUGGGCGCACCAGGACGGCCAGAACACCAUCGUUUCACCGACCAACCUGUUCUGUUGGAUGACCCGAUAGUAGACUCGAUUUCACAGGCCCACAGGAAGACUAAAGCACAAAUUCUUCUUGGAUGGUUGGUUCAAAAAGGUUUCUGCGUCGUUCCAAAAACUAAAAGUGAAAAAAGAUUGACGGAAAAUUUGGAAAUAUUUAACACCAAUUUAAGUAAUUCAGAAUUGGUAAAGCUUCAGGCAUUGGACAGAGGUAUCCGGUAUUUCAAGUUCAAAUACAUGACAGGUCAUCCCGAGUUUAAACCAGCAGAAGACUUUUGAUGACUUGAUGUUAAUAAGUCGACAUAUGAAAUAUUUCUAUAAGUUGUAUGCAAAUUAAAUAACAUAUUCGGAAUUCAAAAUUUUUAUACAAACGUUAUUAAAGAUCUGAAUUUA
Molecule: messenger RNA, 1170 nt
Organism: Ylistrum balloti
Lineage: Eukaryota; Metazoa; Mollusca; Bivalvia; Pectinida; Pectinidae
Product: 1,5-anhydro-D-fructose reductase-like
Exons: 1
Coding region: 85-1056 (323 amino acids)
Cellular component (GO): cytosol
Molecular function (GO): aldose reductase (NADPH) activity
Source: RefSeq, a predicted model, not a curated record